AAAGCUGUUUUUGGGCGCCUUUACUGACGGGCGGGGCUGCCUCGCGUAGUGUGUGGACGCGGCCGGCAGGAGGCGCGCGGAGUCUGACUGGCGGUGGCGGCGGCUGCGCCAUUGGCGGGUAGGAAAUGCCGCCAGAUGGCGGUUUAGGAUUGCGGCUCUACUGAGGUGCGGCCCCCGGCACCGCCGCCUGUUCGUUCCGGUCCGCCUUGGCCCCGGCCCGCCUGGACCCUUCUCCCGUGGUACCGUGGGAUUCCCGGGGGCGCUUGGCCCAGCUGAGGCUGGACUUGAAGAUUGCUCGGAAAACAACAUAUUUUGGUUCUACUAACAUUUCAUGGUGUACUACAAAAUGAUUACUUCAGAGUUACCAGUGCUACAUGUUGAUUCUCAUCUGGAGCAGUGUUUCUCAAACUUUUUGGAGUCAAGGACCGCUAAAUUCUUCGUGCAGAGUUUCAAGGACCGCUACAUUCUUCAUGUGCAGUUUCCCGGACCAGCAGGAUUCUACAAAUGAAACUACUGCACAUUCAGAUGCUGGUAGUGAACUUGAAGAAACCGAAUUGAAGGGGAAAAGAAAACGUGGUCGUCCUGGCAGACCUCCAUCUGCCAAUAAGAAGCCUCGAAAGACUCCAGGAGAAAAAUUUCGUUCGGACCCUGGAAUAAGAGGACCAGGUCGAGGGAGAGCUAAUGGCCAUCCACAGCAGAAUGGAGAAGGGGACCCUGUCACUUUGUUUGAGGUGGUAAAGAUGGGCAAAAGUGCUAUGCAGUCUGUGGUAGACGACUGGAUUGAAUCGUAUAAACAAGACAGAGAUAUAGCACUUCUGGAUUUAAUCAACUUCUUCAUCCAGUGUUCAGGAUGCCGAGGCACUGUACGAAUUGAAAUGUUUAGGAACAUGCAAAAUGCAGAAAUUAUCAGGAAAAUGACUGAAGAAUUUGAUGAGGACAGUGGCGAUUACCCCCUUACCAUGCCUGGGCCACAGUGGAAAAAAUUUCGUUCAAAUUUUUGUGAAUUCAUAGGAGUUCUAAUUCGACAGUGUCAGUACAGCAUAAUUUAUGAUGAAUAUAUGAUGGAUACAGUGAUCUCACUUCUGACUGGUUUGUCAGAUUCGCAGGUCCGGGCUUUCAGGCAUACCAGUACACUUGCUGCUAUGAAGCUCAUGACUGCUCUUGUGAAUGUUGCCUUAAACCUGAGUAUUCAUCAGGAUAAUACACAGAGGCAGUAUGAAGCUGAGAGGAACAAAAUGAUUGGUAAAAGAGCCAAUGAAAGACUAGAGCUACUCCUUCAGAAACGGAAAGAGCUACAAGAAAAUCAAGAUGAGAUUGAAAAUAUGAUGAAUUCCAUUUUCAAGGGUAUAUUUGUCCAUAGAUAUCGUGAUGCUAUUGCUGAGAUUAGAGCUGUUUGUAUUGAAGAAAUCGGUGUGUGGAUGAAAAUGUAUAGUGAUGCCUUCCUGAAUGAUAGUUAUUUAAAGUAUGUUGGUUGGACACUUCAUGACAGACAAGGCGAAGUGAGAUUGAAGUGUUUGAAAGCUUUGCAGAGUUUGUACACCAACAGAGAGUUGUUCCCCAAAUUGGAGCUAUUUACAAAUAGAUUUAAGGAUCGCAUUGUAUCAAUGACACUUGAUAAGGAAUAUGAUGUUGCUGUAGAAGCCAUUCGAUUAGUCACACUAAUUCUUCAUGGAAGUGAAGAAGCAUUGUCCAAUGAAGACUGUGAGAAUGUUUAUCAUUUGGUGUAUUCUGCACAUCGACCUGUUGCAGUAGCAGCGGGAGAAUUCCUUCACAAAAAACUGUUUAGCCGGCAUGACCCUCAAGCAGAAGAAGCACUAGCCAAGAGGAGAGGACGGAACAGUCCAAAUGGGAACCUUAUAAGGAUGCUGGUUCUUUUCUUUCUUGAGAGUGAGUUGCAUGAACAUGCAGCUUACUUGGUGGACAGUUUAUGGGAAAGCUCUCAAGAAUUGUUAAAAGACUGGGAAUGCAUGACAGAAUUGCUGCUGGAAGAACCUGUCCAAGGAGAGGAAGCAAUGUCUGAUCGGCAGGAAAGUGCACUUAUAGAGCUGAUGGUAUGUACAAUUCGACAAGCUGCAGAAGCACAUCCUCCAGUGGGCAGGGGAACUGGAAAGAGAGUUUUAACAGCAAAAGAAAGGAAAACUCAAAUAGAUGACCGAAACAAGUUAACAGAACACUUCAUAAUUGCACUUCCCAUGUUACUGUCAAAGUAUUCUGCUGAUGCGGAGAAGGUGGCAAAUCUUCUUCAAAUUCCUCAAUAUUUUGAUUUGGAACUCUACAGUACAGGAAGAAUGGAAAAGCAUUUGGAUGCCUUGUUGAAACAGAUUAAAUUUGUUGUAGAAAAGCAUGUAGAAUCGGAUGUUCUUGAAGCCUGCAGCAAAACUUAUAGCAUUCUUUGCAGUGAAGAAUAUACCAUUCAGAACAGAGUUGACAUAGCACACAGCCAACUCAUUGAUGAAUUUGUGGACCGAUUCAACCAUUCUGUAGAGGAUCUCUUAAAUGAGGGAGAAGAAGCUGAUGAUGAUGACAUAUAUAAUGUUCUUUCCACUUUAAAGAGGUUAACAUCUUUUCACAAUGCUCAUGAUCUUACAAAAUGGGAUUUGUUUAGUAACUGCUACAGGUUACUGAGGACUGGAAUUGAACAUGGGGCUAUGCCAGAGCAGAUAGUGGUUCAGGCUCUUCAGUGUUCCCAUUAUUCCAUUCUCUGGCAGCUGGUGAAAAUCACAGAAGGAUCUCCUUCAAAAGAAGACUUAUUGGUGUUGAGGAAAACAGUGAAAUCGUUUCUGGCUGUCUGCCAACAAUGUCUAUCGAAUGUCAACACUCCAGUCAAAGAACAGGCUUUUAUGCUGCUUUGUGAUCUCUUGAUGAUUUUUAGCCACCAGCUGAUGAGUGGAGGCAGGGAGGGUCUCCAGCCUUUGGUUUUUAACCCAGAUUCAAGCCUCCAGUCAGAACUCCUUAGCUUUGUAAUGGACCAUGUCUUCAUUGACCAGGAUGAGGAGAACCAGAGCAUGGAGGGAGAUGAAGAGGAUGAAGCUAAUAAAAUUGAAGCUUUACACAAGAGAAGGAACCUUUUGGCUGCCUUUAGCAAGCUUAUAAUUUAUGACAUUGUAGACAUGCAUGCAGCAGCUGAUAUCUUCAAACACUAUAUGAAGUACUACAAUGACUAUGGGGAUAUCAUUAAGGAAACACUGAGUAAAACAAGGCAAAUAGAUAAAAUUCAGUGUGCAAAAACACUCAUUCUCAGUUUGCAGCAGCUGUUCAAUGAGCUUGUUCAAGAGCAAGGACCCAACUUGGACAGGACAUCUGCCCAUGUCAGUGGUAUUAAGGAGUUGGCUCGCAGGUUUGCUCUCACUUUUGGCCUGGACCAGAUCAAGACAAGAGAAGCUGUGGCCACAUUACACAAGGAUGGCAUAGAAUUUGCCUUUAAAUAUCAGAAUCAGAAAGGACAAGAAUAUCCACCUCCUAACCUUGCUUUCUUGGAAGUACUUAGUGAAUUUUCUUCUAAACUCCUGCGACAGGACAAAAAGACAGUUCAUGCUUAUCUGGAGAAGUUUCUAACAGAACAGAUGAUGGAAAGGAGGGAAGAUGUAUGGCUUCCACUGAUUUCUUACAGAAAUUCAUUAGUUACAGGUGGUGAGGAUGAUAGGAUGUCUGUGAAUAGUGGAAGCAGCAGCAGCAAAGCUUCUUCAGUAAGAAAUAAAAAAGGCCGGCCUCCUCUUCACAAGAAAAGGGUUGAGGAUGAGAAUCUUGAAGGCUCUUGGCUGAAUAGAAAUGACAGCAUUCAGACUCCAGGUGCUCUACAAACGCCACAGCUCACAUCCACUGUACUGAGAGAGAAUACACGGCAGAUUGGAGAACAAAUUCAGGAGCACGAGUCAGAACCUGGAUCUGAACAAGAUUUUUUACACAAUCCUCAGAUGCAGAUCUCUUGGUUGGGCCAACAGAAACUUGAAGACUUAAGUCGAAAGGACAGAACGGGAAUGAACUACAUGAAAGGCAGAAGUGGUGUAAGGCACGCAGUACGGGGUCUAAUGGAGGAUGAUGCUGAGCCUAUCUUUGAAGAUGUAAUGAUGUCUUCACGAGGUCAAUUAGAGGACAUGAAUGAGGAAUUUGAAGACACCAUGGUCAUUGAUCUGCCCCCUUCAAGAAACCGACGGGAAAGAGCUGAAUUGAGGCCAGAUUUCUUUGACUCUGCAGCUAUCAUUGAGGAUGAUUCGGGAUUUGGAAUGCCGAUGUUCUGAAGUCUGGUGAAGACAUUAUACAAAUGUGGAACUCUGUUCUUUAGAGCUCAAGGCCUAUAUACUGUGAUAGCUUAUAUGAAAACCACAUUUUUGAUGUGAUUUGGUUUGAUUUUUAACCAAAUGAUUAAGGUCACUUCCUUUUUGUAAUGAGAGAGAAGAGGAGCUUCGUAAUGAAAUGAGGAAUAUUGGCCAAUCAGUCACCUCAGAAAGGCUGACCUACAAAUCAUUUGUUUCCCUGUCCUUGACAGUCCUAAUACAGGUUUUUUUUCCUGGAUGGGGAGGAGCUUUUAAAUUAAAACAGUUAUAACAUAAACACUGUUCUACACGUUUUCAGAAAACAUUGAAUGAAAACAAAACUUUUUAACUUUAUUUUUCUGCUGUACAACUUCAAAAUGUUUUAACAUUUGCCUUUUUAUGUUUUAGAAGCUAGCCAUUUUUAUUAAAUUUAUGCCUGUCAGCCAUUGACCAGCAGCGAUGCUAUCAGUAGGCCAUCCUGCCUGGAGAAGUGUUGUUAAACACACUGGAUGUGACUAGCAGUAUGGUACGCUUCUACAUCCUCUCUGACCAUUGAGAGCAGAACACUUUUACAAAAGAGGUUAGAAGUCAGAUGUGUGCAUCUCUGCCAAAAAGUCAGAUUCUGAAAAAGAGAAAACCCCAGAUUUUAUACUUCUGAGAAGAUUUAUUUUUAUUUAUAAUAGGGCAUAAAAUAAGAGAUGUCCAUGAAGCCACUUUUCCAACAGACGCUGUGUAACAUUCAUUUUAUAUAGCACGAGGGGAACACACAAGACAGCACAUUUUCUAUUGGUACUUGUUCUGUGCAUUUUUAGCAACUUAUACCAGCAAAUAAAAUAUUCUCAGUAAAAUAAACCAGUGGUUCUAAAGUAAUCUAUUUGCUGUUUCUACUACCUAUUUCAUGCCCUCUCAGAACUGAGGUACAUAAGCAGCAACUUUCCUAUGGAGCAUAAAUCAAAGGGGAAGGAGGUUUGGGGAUGGGGAGCAAGAGUCACAACUUGCAUUUUCAAAGCAAUUUUAACUGUACCAUAGAGAAGUGUCUAACUUUCCAUGCCGUAAAUACCCUUUUGUGCUAUUUUUGUAAAUUAAUUUUGCCAGUUAGAUUUACUGUACGUGCUGCAUAGAAACUUGUGCUUAGAUGGUGACGUUCUUAAGCUUACAAUGGAAUACAGCUACAUUCUCAGUGUUAACUGUGCAUUAUUAAGAGUAAUUAUUAAAUGAUUUUUCUAAAAAGCAGAACAAUCCAAAAAGUAAUCAGCUAAUUCAUUGUUCUAAGAGAUUUUUGGUGUCUUCAAUGAUUUGGACUUUCAUUCUGCUUAGAUACUAUGACUCUUCCUGGUAGCUGCUAAUGUAAUUAAAGGACUAGUUCUCCCCCCACCCCCACCCCCAGUGUUGAGCACAGCUGCUGUUGACAAAAAUAUCUGUGAAAAUGAGGCCAAAGUAGUAUUCUUUGAAGUUUGAAUGUUAGUGCUUGAAAGCAGAUCUAAUUUGACCCAAUUUUAAUACAUCCACUUCAGAGGUGCUUUUAUAGCAGCUGCAAAAGUAAUUGUGACAUUCUCCCUUUUAAAAUGUCCAUUUAAUUAAUACGAGGUGCACCCAUUAACAGUUGGCACUUUCCCCUUCUAAAAUUUGUACAGUUCUCCCAUUGUGGUUGCCAAAAAUGAUUAACCUGGUAAUUCAGCCAUUCCUUCAAGGUAGCUCUUUAGGUAUUGUAAAGUUGCUAAAGGCACUGGGUUGGUGCUUCAGGAUAAAGUGCAAGUUCUCCCGCAAAAGUGGACAAACAAGAAAGGGUGAAAUAGCACUUCAGUUUUGUGGGGCAGAGUGGAAUAACUGCUGCUGGCUAAAGUCCUUGUGCUCCACAGCCCUCCAUAUGGAAAACUGAAUUUUAAUUUGACCAUUAGAGAAUUCUGUAAAACAAAAGCCGUUUACAAAUAAGUUACCUCCAAUGGGUUUCCAGUUCAGUUUGCAGUCAAUAGGUUUUUUUAAUGUGUCUCCUUGAUUGGUUUUGCUAGUAAUUCUGUAAAUUGUACAUUUACAAUGAGGUUUUUUCCUUUUGUACAAUUUAAAAUUGAUGCUUCACUUUUCCUUUAAUAAACUCCUCAAAAUCA
This is a messenger RNA of Hemicordylus capensis (graceful crag lizard), 6358 nucleotides long. RefSeq names its product stromal antigen 1 (gene STAG1). The coding region runs from base 375 to 4238 and encodes 1287 amino acids. The record is from RefSeq and is a predicted model, not a curated record. Gene Ontology annotation, molecular function: chromatin binding. The transcript has 35 exons. Gene Ontology annotation, biological process: sister chromatid cohesion. Lineage: Eukaryota; Metazoa; Chordata; Lepidosauria; Squamata; Cordylidae. Gene Ontology annotation, cellular component: cohesin complex; chromatin; nucleus.